AAAUUUUUGUCCCCAAGAUAUAGAACAAAGGUUCUUACUGAUUAGUCCAAAUCUUUUUAAUUUCUUUCUCGUAUGAUUGCAAGGUUGUCGGUUUGUUGCGAACUUCUAAGAGAAUAAUUGGCAGAAUCAACAGAAUAAUUAGUUUGUUUCAGAUUUCAUGCUGCCGUUGAUUGUCAAGUUGCUGCCACAGAUUUCCAAGCAUGCUGUCAAGGGUGUUUACUGCUAUAAAGAUGCAAAGAAGAAACGAAGCAAAGAAGACCAGCCUCUCACACAACUAGCCUAGCGCUAUCAACAUUUUAGUUUUACAAGCAAUGUCUUAGUUUAGAUCCAGUUUCCUCAAACAGCUUUCCUAAUUUAGUCUUUAGCUCUACGCUGCCAUUAGUUUUAAUUCUGAUUUUUGUUAUUUCGUUGUGAACAUCUUCACUCGAUAUAUUUAGUUUCUUUUGCAAUUCAAUUUACUGCACUUUACCCCAAAUUCAUCUUUCUAGCUUCUUUUAAGUGCUGGGUUCGAAAUCGAACCCAGCAAGCGGUGGGUUUGAGCAGCUGCUGAGUUCCUGCAAGUGAGGUUCUGGGUUUCGUUUCGAACCCAGCAGCCGUUGGGUCAAAUAUCUAUUGAGUUUAAUCUGUUGAUUUGUUGUGUUAUCCUCGAAUUUAAUAUUAGGAGUUAGGGUUUGCAGAAGGUUAAAGGAAAGGGAGAGGAAGAAGAAAGGGAAAAAGGAAAAACAAACGAAGAAAAAAAAAAGGAAUAAUAAAUUUUUUAAGAUUUU
Molecule: messenger RNA, 767 nt
Organism: Rubroshorea leprosula
Lineage: Eukaryota; Viridiplantae; Streptophyta; Magnoliopsida; Malvales; Dipterocarpaceae
Source: the annotation of a GenBank genome assembly